Echinococcus granulosus is the source of this 750-nucleotide messenger RNA. RefSeq lists its product as hypothetical. NCBI's taxonomy places the organism in Eukaryota, Metazoa, Platyhelminthes, Cestoda, Cyclophyllidea, Taeniidae. The record is from RefSeq and is a predicted model, not a curated record. The transcript is spliced from 5 exons. Bases 1 to 750 code for a protein of 249 amino acids.
AUGUUUCACAGGCAUCCGUGGCAUGACGUUUAUUCUAUCAAAAAAUACGGGAAAUUCUUCCUUGCUAGACUGGUGUCGGGUUCAUCUCCCACUGUUUACUCCGCGCACCACCUACUUCAAGUUAUGAGCACUCUUCCAAAGAUGCUUCGAAGCAACGAACGUGAAUUGCCUUUAAAGGUUGUACAACCACAGCCACAGAAAAUGCACCCGAAUAGUCAGAAAUCAAAGUGCCUCAAAAUCAGCAUGGGGUCGGGUGCUUCCGAAAAGGGCGCUAAUCUGGGCGUGCUGAUGUUAAAAGACUGGGUUUUUUAUGGCAUUUCGCUAUCAAUUCUUGUUCGGGUUCGGAACAAGGUUUCGAGCAUGCUGUCCCUGACCAACAACGAGAAUAGCGCGUACCACACCCAGCUCACGCGUUCCAGUAAAGUUGGUGCCUCGAACAAAAAGAAAGGUCUCAAUGUUGUUGAUAUAAAUGCAAUCAUGCCGGAAGUGUAUACAGGAGAACCCAAAGAAAACGGCAUUGAUUACUCUCCCCACGAUUGUGAGAUGGAAACGUAUCUGCCUCCUUCAGAGGACGAUUAUUCGGAUGCACUUAUUACGGAUGGUUAUGUGGAGGAUUUAUUUGAAGAUGUCAGUGCGCUCUCACAGGUGUGGCGUCCUAGAGGAGCAUCAGUUUCUCAUAAUGAUGGUGUCCACUCUUGUGAAGGUCUAUUACUCGAUGAACUUCCACCAAUGCUAUUGCGAAUCAUAUAA